AUGACAUCUUCGGCUUACUUGUGCACGACUGACCUGAAGCCACUUCCAUCGCUCGACUCGACUACGCAGGCCUCUCAAUUCACUUUUCACUUGUCCACAUUUUUACAAAAAUACUUCGGAGUCUCUAGUCGGAAAGGACUACAACCAUUGGCUAUGAUACUGGCUUAUUAUUUGUGGACGGUGGUGUUACUUACUAUUUCCUAUGAAGUUUCUGCUAUUCAACAGAGUGGUCACGUGAAAGUUACAUAUGAUGUUUUUCCCGGUAUUAUUGACCCCGUUUCUCCCGAAACCAUUGGAGUCAUCUAUCUCUUGCCUUCGAAUCGGUACUGCAGGUCGGACGAAGAGUGCUCUAUGUUUCCAGGAGCUCGCUGCAUCGGAAAAUAUUGCAUGCAGCUUGGUAGCCGAUGUGAUAGCGAUCAAGAUUGUCCUGUUCGAAACCAGGUAUAUUGCGUAGAGUCGCGCUGUGUGCAGCUAGGACAAUCAUGUAGAGAUAAUGAGGACUGCCCAUACCACCUCGAGGGUGUGUACUGCCUCGAAUCACUGUGCGUAAAAUCAGUGCAAUGCUCCACAGACAACGAUUGUCUUAGAUAUCCAGAUACAGAAUGUCUUGGCUACAAGUGCGUGAAGGUGACUCGAUCAUGUCGACAGCAUUCUGACUGCUACUACCGGGAACAUACAUUUUGCAUACACUAUAGAUGCAGGUGGUUGUAUCACACUUGUGCUGCCGACGAGGACUGCCCGUACAGAGAUCUCACGAAAUGUCAUAAUUCGCGGUGCCAACUUCGAUCAGAUCAUGACAUGAACAUGGGACUAGGAAAUAAAGAAUCCUGCACGAGAGAUAACGAUUGUCCUUCACAUCUUCGCUGCUUAAAUUCGGAAUGUGUCAAAACUUGCAAAAGCGAUGCCGAUUGUGGUGACGAUUCUCAAACAUACUGCAUAAGAUCAAUUUGCCUAAAGUUGGAACACUUAUGCCGUACUGAUUCCGACUGCGACUUCCUUCCAUCUUCGUACUGCAUCGGGGGCAGUUGUGUUAAACAUGUACGGGCGUGCAGUGUGGAUGCAGAUUGUCCUGGUAAAAAUACGAGAUGUGUAAAUCGAAAGUGUGUGAACAAGGACCAAUUUAGCUCUCAGAUAAUCUUCAACAUUACCAGGAUCACCCCUAACCAAGUUUUUCCUGGAAGGCGUUGCUCUGUGGAUGAAGAUUGCUCUCCUUCUCGUGAAAUAAAAUGCGUGGAAGGUUUCUGUGUGACAGAAGGUGAACCCUGCUCAAGAGACAAUGAUUGCUCUGGUUACCCUUUAUCACAAUGCGUGCAUUCUCGAUGUAUGACGAUACAGCAGAUGUGCAGCGUCGAUGAAGAAUGCCCAUUUUAUCCAGAAACGAAGUGCAUCAAUUCUCAAUGCAUGAAACUUCAGAAAGAAUGUCGUACAAAUGCGGAUUGCCCUCUGAAUCCAUAUACUGAUUGUAAGAACUUCAGAUGUGUCACACGCAAAUGUACAAAUGAUCUCGAUUGUCCUUCUCAUAUGGAAUGCAUUCGGAACACGUGCAGAGAAUCAUCUCAUUCUUGCCAAUCCGAUAAUGAUUGUCCGCUUAAGGGAUCCUACUGUAUCAACUCUCGCUGCAUCAAGUUAUCACAAUCUUGCGUGGUAAGCAAGGAUUGCCCAUAUUUUCCCGAAACGAUAUGCCUCGAAUCGAGAUGUGUCAAAGCUAUUGCGUGCAAGAACGACGUCGAUUGUAGCGACUACACGGGAUCAUUUUGCAUUCGCUCGCAGUGUCAGAAGCUCGGACAAUGUCGCAUUGAUUCAGACUGCCCUCUCGAUCCAAUGAUUUACUGUAUCGAGAACCAAUGCAUCAAAACAGGACAAUCAUGUAGAAUUGACUCAGAUUGCCCUCAUAAUCCGGAAACUGUUUGUCUGCGAUCAAAAUGCGUUAGAGUGGGACAACCUUGCCAUGAGGACUCAAUGUGCCCGGAUUAUCCACUUACAUACUGCAUAAAAUCUAAAUGUAUCAAGAUCCCCGCAUGCAGAAUCGACAAAGAUUGCAGAGAUUAUCCAGAAACAUCUUGCAUCGACUCUCAAUGCCAAAAAAUCGGUCAAUACUGUCGAGUCGAUGCUGACUGCCCGUUUACACCACACGUCAGGUGUGUCAACCACGUUUGCUCAAAAGGAUGCACAUCCGAUAGCGACUGUACCUACCCAAACACUAGGUGCAUAAACUCGAAGUGUUCAGCAGGCAGACAAAGCUGCAUAAGAGACAAUGACUGUGCAAAAUAUCCAGAUGAGUUUUGCUUGAAUAGUGAGUGCGUACAGCUUGGACAGUCUUGUACUGAAGACACAGAAUGCCCUUCCUAUCCGCAGACGGUUUGCAUCGAUUCACGGUGCGUCAGAGCUGAACAGGGCUGUGUAGUCGAUCGUGACUGUAGAUAUUUUCCGAUGAUGGUUUGCUUGAAGUCGAAAUGUGUGAAAGUUAAUCAAAAAUGUUAUAAAGACGAGGAUUGUCCUUACAGACCUGAUACAAUUUGUAUCAAAUCAGUUUGUGUUAGAGAAGGUCAAUACUGCGAUAGGGAUAGCGAAUGUCCAUCAUCGAUGGUAUGUUUGAAUAAAGGCUGUUAUCGAAUCGGAGGAAAAUGCACGAUGGAUCGCGACUGUCCACAUUUUCCACACACAACUUGUAUAAAUGGAAAAUGCAUAAAGGUAGGACAGGAAUGUCGAAAUGAUGACGACUGUCCAUUUAGGCCGGACUUGAUUUGCAUCAGAUCUCGUUGUGAAGCAGCAGGCCAAAGUUGCACUUCCGAUAGUGAUUGUACCUAUCCGAACACUAGGUGCAUCAACCACGUUUGCUCAAAGGGAUGCACUUCCGAUAGUGACUGUACCUACCCGAACACUAGGUGCGUAAACUCGGAGUGCAUAGACUCUUCACUUCCUCACACUCCAUCAGUAGAUUCAAAUGGUUGUGUGGUCGACACAUCUGUUACUAUGCCUGGAAAGUGUGAUGGUGGUCGGGGGAUGAAUGAUAAUGCUAGAAAUCAGGUGACUUCGAUUCACAACAACUACAGAAGUCAGCUGGCAAAAGGAGAAGUUAGAAAUGGGAUGCGUAAUGGUAAAUUCAAAGUAGGAACUCUGUACCAACUGACAUACGAUUGCAAACUGGAAAAAGAUGCAUACGCAGAAGCAAUAUUAUGCCCAGAUGAUGACCGUAUAAAAGCUGAAAGACGAUACUCACUUGAUGUGAACCUGCUUGGUUUCCAUGACGAUUGCCGAAACAUUGCGGACUAUGUGCUAAUGGCAACAAAGAAGUGGUGGGACGAACAUAGAUAUGGGGAAAUAAACAAUCAAGUCGUUUAUCAUAAAUAUCUUCACAAUAAGCGGGAUGGAAUUUUCGCAUGGAUAAAUAUGGCAUGGGGUCAAUCAAAAAGGAUUGGAUGUGCAAUCGCCACUUGUCCAAAUAAGAGAAGAGUUAUUGCGUGUAAAUAUUCUCCCCCAGGGCGAAUCAUUGACCAGAAGAUCUAUCAAACAGUGAAUUCAUGUUUUGGAUGUGGUGCACAUUGCAUUGAUGAUCUAUGCCCCUCAACAACCUGA
This is a messenger RNA of Necator americanus (New World hookworm), 3576 nucleotides long. RefSeq lists its product as uncharacterized. Bases 1 to 3576 code for a protein of 1191 amino acids. Gene Ontology annotation, molecular function: protein binding. The record is from RefSeq and is a predicted model, not a curated record. NCBI's taxonomy places the organism in Eukaryota, Metazoa, Nematoda, Chromadorea, Rhabditida, Ancylostomatidae. The transcript has 15 exons.